UUUCUACUGGAUGAAAAACUCACCAACAUUCAGCUUUGUGCUCUUCACAUGGAGAUGCGCAACACUGAACAGUUACUGGCAUCAAUUGGUUUGCUUGCAUACAAGGUGGAUUCCUUACCAAAGGCUCAGAUGUUAAAGCUGACAUGGAAUCUCGUCUAGUUGAGUGGCAGAGAGAGUUGGAGGAACUCUCUGUUUAUUUCAAGAAGCUGUGCAAGUCGCGCAAAAAGUCUCUACCCAAAGAAGAGGAUGCACUUGCAACUUAUGUUGCUAACAAACAACUGGAACUGGUGAAGAGGGUCUGCAGAGAAUGGAGGGAAAUUGCCUUGAUAACAAGAGAAAAAGUGUUUAAAGAGACAGAGCAAGGAGAGAUUGACCUGUUUGAUGUCAAGUGCAAAGAAUGGGGUUUUUUGUUACGAGAAGUAUUUGGUAGCAGCCUUGGAACAGGUGAUUAUGGACAUCUGUUAAUUGAUCAUGCUCCAAUGCUCAUGAGACGCUUUCUGUCCAUGACAGAAUUUAGUCAGCAAGGCUUUGAGGCAUCCCAUAAGGACGAACGCCAGCUUUGGCUCAAAGCCUCAAGUCAUGAUCGCCAUGGAGAAGCAUCCUCAAUUGAACAAAUGCUAGUGCAUUUUUAUACAGAGAGAAUGUUGUUCAUGCGUCUCUGUCUCCGAGAAGCAUUAAAAUGAAUUGAAGCAAAUACUCAAAAGCAGAAGGACAAAUUCACCUUCCAUUUUGCUGGUUGUGGCUGGAAAUCAAAGGAUGUUUGCUGGGGUCUCGAGGACAUCCACUGGAUCAAGGUCAUGGACCAUCUCAUGACACUGAUGUUCGGGCAGGACUUUUUCGAGUACACCUCUGAUGAAAAGAAGACAUGCCGUGUACAGGAUGAUUUCCAGCCAAAAUUUAAAUACAACAGAGAAGAGUGGCUCUGUGAAUAUGCCGACAUGGCAACUGUCCCUGACAAUGUGAUCUCAGAUGAGAAAGGUCCAUGUCUUGAAAAAGAUGACAUAGGUACGCAAACAUUGUGUACGUCUUCAGAGGAAGAUAUGGGUGUUCCUCAAGAGCUGAUUUCAACCAGUAAUAAUAUAGUUACAAUUUGUGAUGAAGAAUUGCUAAACGUUGGUGUUGAUCAGGACAGGGUUAUAGCUGUGUUUCCACCACCACCAGCACUGGGCAAGAUAGAGAUUUUGGCAAUGGACCUUGAGACUUUGGAGGAAGGAAAGGAAGUGAAUGAUUCUGUGGUGGACUUGUUUUUGAUGUAUGCUGCCUCUGAACUUGACAAAGAAUUGUUCGACAAGUGCCACAUAUUCAGUUCCUUUUUUUUCUCCAAGCUAUCUCAAAGAGUACAGAUAGAGGAAUCUCUGUUUUACCAUGGUAAAUGUGUACCAUAUCUUCAAGUUUCUUAUGAAUUUAAGUCCUUUAAAUAUAUCAAUUUUUACCCUCUUUACAGUCCCGAGGACCGGCAUGUAAGUGCCUCAAGCUUUGUUAGAAAUGUGGACCUUUUCCAAAAGAUGUUUAUCUUCAUACCUGUCUGCAGAAGCGGGCAUUGGUUCUUGGCAUUAAUAUAUAACCUCCCCUCUUUGAUUGGAAAAGGACAAAUGGGAAAAUAUUUGCAAAGAGCUCCAAUUGUAAUCAUUGACUCGAUCGUCUAUGGUUCAGAGGAUGGGUUUCAUGGCUGUCCUUCAUCAAGAGACUGGGAAGCAGACCUGAUCCGAAGUUUCAUAAGAUGCGAGUGGUUGGCUAGAGGGAAGGGAGCAGAGGGAGUGGGUUCUUCUCCUGACUUCACGCCAGAGUCGAUGCCCCUUUUUUACCCUAAGGUGCCACAGCAGGAAAAUGGAUACGACUGUGGAGUAUUUGUUAUGUUGUUCUUUGAGGCAUUUUUAAAUCGCGAGUUCCCUGUGAGAGACCUUCUGUCGCAUGAAAUCCUCCCUUGGUAUAAUCAAGGUGCAGCUCUGCCCAUGCGAGAAAGAAUGACAAAUCUCAUUCUGAGAUUGGGAAAUAGUCUUGUCUCCGAAUAAGCUACAUGUAAAUAGUUAGGGUAUAAUCAAGGUGCUGCUCUGUCCAUGCGAGAAAGAGUGACAGAUCUCAUUCUGAGAUUGAGCCGAAUAGUCUUGUCUCCGAACAAGCUGAAUGUAAAUAGUUGGGGUGAAUCUUUUUUAUUAUUAUUAUUGUAAGCCUCGUAACAGUGUUUUAGAGCUAUUUUCACCUAAGCUUUGAAACAAAAUGCAAUAAACAGUUUUGUUUGUGUAAUCGUUCAAGUGAUUUUAUUUUGCUCGUCUUCACUUCUUUGUUUUGAAUAAACAUUUUGUGAACAUGAA
Orbicella faveolata is the source of this 2312-nucleotide messenger RNA. RefSeq names its product sentrin-specific protease 7-like. NCBI's taxonomy places the organism in Eukaryota, Metazoa, Cnidaria, Anthozoa, Scleractinia, Merulinidae. Gene Ontology annotation, biological process: proteolysis; protein desumoylation. The record is from RefSeq and is a predicted model, not a curated record. Gene Ontology annotation, cellular component: nucleus; cytoplasm. Gene Ontology annotation, molecular function: SUMO-specific endopeptidase activity.